Talaromyces stipitatus ATCC 10500 is the source of this 4281-nucleotide messenger RNA. RefSeq lists its product as uncharacterized. Gene Ontology annotation, cellular component: U2 snRNP; nucleus. NCBI's taxonomy places the organism in Eukaryota, Fungi, Ascomycota, Eurotiomycetes, Eurotiales, Trichocomaceae. The transcript has 4 exons. The record is from RefSeq and is a predicted model, not a curated record. Gene Ontology annotation, molecular function: protein binding; U2 snRNA binding. The coding region runs from base 128 to 4135 and encodes 1335 amino acids. Gene Ontology annotation, biological process: mRNA splicing, via spliceosome.
GGGUAGCUGAUGUAACGUCAAAUUGAUGGCAAUAUCUCAGCCCUCCAAGAUCACAGUCUCCGUGACUUGUGAAUAAUCUACGAGGAAUACUUUGUCAUUCUGCCUUUGUUGGACACGUCACCUCACUAUGGCCUUUCAGGCAAGUAACCAUGGCAACCCUACUGCUCUUCAUCCCACAGGGUUCCAUGAGUCGGUGGGCAGCGAUGCCCAGAGGCAGCAGGCGUCUGAUAUCAUGAAUCCCUCAAAGCCAAGGAUCGGGUUGCUUUCUCAGACAAUAGUACCAAGCCCCAUUAUAAAAUUUGCACUGCCUGCUAGGCUGCGCAGCCGGCGUCAUAAUGAUGUUGUCUUCGUCUAUGAAAGGUCGUUGCUCGUCCGUGAAAUCAUCAUGGACACCUACCUAGAAGAUGUGAAGGUCAAUUCUGAUUUUGACGCCAAUGUAGUCGCUGCAAAAACAGUCAAUAUUGAUGAAGAUUCUGGCGUGAAAUCGGAGAUCAAGCUAGAUUCCGAGUGGGGUUUCUUGCAAGAGAAUAGACAAUCUGAUACCUUGCCAGGUCACAUACUGGUUCUGACACUUGAUUCAAGGGAGCUACUGUUCCUUUACUGUCAUAACACCUCCCCUGAGAAUGAUAUGCGCUUUGUUCACUUUCGCAGAGCUUUGCCGUCAGAUGUGAGCAUAUCCGAGAGGUUUGGCCGCCACCUGGCUGUUGAUCCUAGGUCUCGCGCAGUGGCUGUUGCAGCUCCUACAGACUUUUUCGGUGUCUUCAUGCUCAAACCACAAGAAGAACUUCGAUUACAACUAAAGGAGGGCUCGUUAAGCCCUAUUGCUGAAGUAUGCUCUCGAGUCUCGUUUAUCUUACCCUUUUUCUCACAUAAGACAACACAGGAGCGAUUCUAUCGGCUGGAAGGGCACAUCCUGUUCAUGGAUUUUCUAUAUCCCUCCGAAGAGCAGAAUGACACCAUUAUUCUUCAGCUCAUAGUGGCUCGAGGACCUGAUACUCAUGCAGUGUCAUACAUUUGGGAUACCAAAAAAGGGAUUCGGCAGGCACGGUCAAAACCCGUAAUCCAUCAGCUUCCUGACUUUUGUAGGUUGCCAAAUUUACUCAUUCCACUCACAAAGUCCUCAUCUUUUCUACUCGUGACACCUUCAUUUAUAGUUUUCGUUCCUAACGCUCUGGGCUCCAAACUCAAAAUCUCGAAACAUCGUUGUUAUGACCUGAUUUCAAAUUCUCCUUCCAUAUGGGCGAAAUGGGCUCGUCCAUACAGACAUUCAAAAUACGACAAAUCCCACGACGACGUCUUCUUGUGCAGAGAAGAUGGGCGUCUAACCUACGUUGAGAUAGACAACAAAGGCAACCUCGGGACUAUCAAUGUAAUCGGACAGUUGGAUUGCGACGUGGACGCCGCCUUUGAUACGAUUGACUUCAACCACCCUAAUCAUGGUGGUGAUCUACUUAUCGCAGCAGGUAAUACUGGACACGGCGGCUUGUUCAUUCAAAUCGCAAGACAGAAUCCAACAUGUGUGCAGAGAUUCGUGAAUUGGGCACCCGUUUUCGACACUGUCAUAGUCCCACCAGUUCAAAGAGAUGCAAGCAAUGAAGUACAUAUCAUGGAAAACGUGAACAACGAUCUUAAGAUAUAUGUAUGCUCAGCAUCGUCGAGCAACAGCGGUGCCGUAUACGAGUUUCGACAUGGUAACGAGGCUCAAAUUGGUAUGAUUAUUUCUCUGGAAGACUUUCCUGCGGCACAGUCAAUCUGGGUUAUCCCAGAUAUGACCCAGGAAGGGACGUAUUUCUUGAUUUCCGAUCCAAUGUCUUCAGUAUUAAUGCAUCUUUCCCGGAAUGAGGGUGACGACGGUGAGGAUAUUUAUGCUGUUGAUGGUUCGGAUUUGGCCCUUGACCUUUCGGUGCAUACCUUAGCGGCAGGCCACACGUUAACUGGGGUUCUGGUGCAAGUCACUCCAAAUACCGUACGGUCAAUGCUGCUCAAUAAAUCCCACUUGAAUUGUGUGUCAAAUUUCCCAUUAGAGCAAACUGCUUUCGUUGCCACUGUCAAUGAAGAAUCGGGGCUGGUCGCCGUUGUUCUAAGAUCUGAGCAAGGCAUAACUAUUCAGGUUGGCAAGGUAAUGCUGAAUGACGACUCACUUAACAUCGAUUUCACAGGAACGACGGUUGAUGUUGGAUAUGAGCCCAUUUCUAUCACGGCCGAGACUCUGAAAGAUGCUACAUAUGUCUUUGUCGGCACAAGCGAUGGACGUAUUGCUUAUUACAGAAUCGAGCAGAAUGAAAUGGUCCGUGUUGGAGAGUAUAUGCUCGUAUUGCCUUACGAACAUAUAUCAAAGGCUAUAGAGAGCAUUACUUUGGUUGACUGGGUCAAAACGGGAAAAGCAGUGAUUUACUGUGGUCUUCGGAGUGGUUUGCUUGUUGCUCUUGACGUUGUCUUCGAAACAAUGAGUAUCAACCAGUGUAUUGAAACAAGAUUCGGCCAGACAGCUGUUAGGCUCUUGAAAAAAGAAAGCUCGAUACUGGUCACAUGUGGAAUGGGCUUCUGGUGCAUUUCAGAUAUCAGAAUAGGAAAUGCGUCUGACUUUGAUCUCCAACGGAUCUGGAUCACUGAUCAGAAUAAUUCUACCUAUACCCAGAAAAGCAUAGAGGGUUUUACAAUCGUAAACUCAUCCCAGUCGCCCUCUUCAAACACAUUAGGGGGUUCUUUGGUUUGUAUCAGCGACAAGCAACUUCUUGUUUGCAGCUUGGACAGUCGCGCCAAAGCUGUGCCACGUAUGAUCGAACUGCCUGGAACUGUCAAUCGAAUCGAAUAUUCGGCACAUCUGAAGUGUCUUGUGGUGGCAUACAUCACAACCGAGUUGGAAAAAGACUCGGCACCAGACCCGGACACGAGCAUUGUCAAACGAUACAUGCGCCCUCACUUGAAUUUCCUGACCUUUGACACAUCUAAUUCCCACUUGCUCUCAUAUCAACAUAACCUUGAAUCCCUCGGUUCCUCACAAUCUCAAAAGCCAGUUGGAUCGUCCGGUGAGCGAAUAACAUGCAUACUUGACUGGAUCCCCGAAACUGGUGGACACAAAUACCAUUUCCUUGUGAUUGGAACUGCGCGAAAGACGCAAGAGCAGAAAGGCCGUGUGGUCUUCCUCAACGCGAAACGAAAUCCAACAAACUCUGAACAAAUCGAUUGCUCAUUGAAGUAUAUACACAGUUUCGAUGGCCCUGUUCGUGCUGUUGCUGCCUAUGGCGACUCCACCGUUAUGGUGGCCGCGGGCAAUGACAUUAUCCCAAUUGCGCCGCGAUUACCAAAUGAUGGAGAGCAAUGGGCAGCCUCGGCGAGAUUCAAGUUGACCUCACCGGGUGUCUCUAUCACAGUACGGGGUUCAUUGCUUUAUGUGAGCACGGCAAGAGAAUCACUUGUGAUACUGCAAGUCGUGAAUAAGAAAUUAGAGCUAUAUGCUCAGGAUGGAGUGAGGCAUGAAAGCCUCUCUCAUCAGUACAUGGGCGGUGACCAUAAAUUGACUCUUGUCAGUCAUAGAGGGGGCACGAUAAGCGCUUUUUCGGAAUCCGGUGUUACUGAUAUGGAUAAAAUUAUUUCUCCUGCCGUCGCUGAAGCUCAUUUGCCUCUCUCAAUCAUCCGGCUUAAUGCCUUUGGAGACCCGUCUCUCCGAAGUCCUUCCUCCUCCUCAUCAGUUGUAUACGGUACUACGAUGGACGGCGCGAUUUAUCGAAUCUCAAUCUUGACCGAAAAAGAAUGGCGCCUCCUCCGCUUCAUCCAAAACCUAUGCAGCAUGGAUCCAACCAUAUCCCCGUUAUUAUCUGCUCAAAAACGACGCUGGACAUGGGCCGAUAUCGAGCCUCAAGUGAAAAAGCCUUCUUCCAUGCAUGUCGAUGGGGAUAUAUUAUCUCGGUUACUUCCUAAGGGUACAGAUUAUCUUCGAAGAAUGCUACACAGUGAUCAAGAGGAGGCGGCUUCAGUUCAUUCGGAUGCUGCUGCUGUUAUUCCACUGCCGAGGACUUAUAUAGAAUUUUUCAACAAUUUGUCUGACGAUGUUUUUGUUGACGGAAUUGCUGAGAGAGAUAGAUUGGAUCAUUUGAUGACGUGGUUACGGGGAUUACUUCGGCAUCGAUUUUGAAAAUUUUCAAGCUAACCACGCGUUCCGGGUACCUGUUUUAUACACACUUCUAGAUUAGUUUUCAGCUUUAGAGUCGGUUUAGCGCCUUUAUGAAAAUGCAAGCUGCCUGUUCUGCUGCUUCACUCAGGCGGCAGAUGGAUUGUUGG